AUGUACACUCUAAGCUCCUCUAUGUAAAAAGAACAUUCAAAAAACUUAGGAUCGCAUCAUUUUUCUUUUGUUGAUGCUUUUGAAAGUGUUAUGAUGAGCAAUAAAACAUGUGGUAUAUUAACAACUGAGAAAAAAGUAUCAACUUAAGAUUGCUAUGAUUAUGCAAAUGGAACUAUUAUGCAAGGUUUCGCUAUUGCUUUGCCUAGACAUAUUGAAAAUUUUAGAAUGGUUGCGACUAAAUUUGAAAAGUUAGCUUUGUAAUUCCCAAAUUAAGAAGAGCAGCUGAAGAGAAGCACAAUAUAAUUAAUGUAAGAAUAGUAUAUUAUUGAAAUUUAGACCAUAAAUAAUAAUGGUUGA
This is a messenger RNA of Ichthyophthirius multifiliis, 357 nucleotides long. RefSeq lists its product as hypothetical. The transcript is spliced from 2 exons. The record is from RefSeq and is a predicted model, not a curated record. Lineage: Eukaryota; Ciliophora; Oligohymenophorea; Hymenostomatida.